This is a messenger RNA of Musa acuminata AAA Group (dessert banana), 357 nucleotides long. RefSeq names its product L-type lectin-domain containing receptor kinase S.1-like. Gene Ontology annotation, cellular component: plasma membrane. Bases 1 to 357 code for a protein of 118 amino acids. The transcript has a single exon. The record is from RefSeq and is a predicted model, not a curated record. Lineage: Eukaryota; Viridiplantae; Streptophyta; Magnoliopsida; Zingiberales; Musaceae.
AUGUUGCUGUUGGUGUAUGACUACAUACGCAACGGCAACCUACGCGACCAUGUGGGCACCUGGGGAUACAUCAAUUACGAGUGCUACACAAGCACCAACUUCACCUGCGAGUCUGACAUGUAUGCCUUCGGCGUCUUGGUGCUAGAGGUAGUCUACGGUCGACCCCAGUUGCACAAGGGCGCCUCCGGGUUCCAUAUGUUGGUUGACUGGUUGUCGAACCUCCAUGGUGAGGGGCGGUUGCUAGAGGUUGUGGACCAGCGGUUGGGCGGGGAGUGCGUAGAACAGGACGCGGAGUGGCUACCGCGGUUGGGCCUCGUGUCCAACCACCCAAACCGGAGUCUGUGCCCCACUACUUAG